Molecule: messenger RNA, 1893 nt
Organism: Pungitius pungitius (ninespine stickleback)
Lineage: Eukaryota; Metazoa; Chordata; Actinopteri; Perciformes; Gasterosteidae
Product: transmembrane protease serine 11D
Exons: 5
Coding region: 52-1023 (323 amino acids)
Biological process (GO): proteolysis
Molecular function (GO): serine-type endopeptidase activity
Source: RefSeq, a predicted model, not a curated record
UAUCUCUUAAAAUUCUUUACAGAGUUCAUUUCACAAUUGACCCAACUGCCCAUGACGUCAUUGACCAGAAUAUACAGUAAUUUACCGAAGUUGAAUGAAAUGGAGUUUAAGGAGCUUCUGCUGUUUGUGAUUACUUUGUGUUUGAGUGCACUUACCUCGCCACAGGACAGCUGUGGGCAGCGACCCCUGGUCGCACCCCCGGGUAUGUCCCGUAUAGUGGGGGGCCGGGAGGCUCCCGAGGGGGCUUGGCCUUGGCAGGUCAGCAUCCAGAUCCAGUCAAUACACCACUGCAGCGGCACGAUUGUCAGCAGCCUCACGGUGCUCACUGCAACACACUGCUUCCACAAAUUCCGAAGCAUCAGCACAAGCCAUUUCCGUGUGGUGGCAGGACUUUGUGCGUUAUCUGCUCCAGGAGAUCAAACCCAGAUCCGCUCCAUCAGCAAAGUCCAAAUGCACGAGGACUACAAUGACGUCACGUCUGACAACGAUGUGACACUCGUUCUUCUCAGCUCUCCCUUUGCCUUCACUGACUACAUCCAGCCUGUCUGCACUCCUCAUAAUGUGACUCAUGAGCUCAUCCUCAACUUCAGCCAAUGUUUCAUCACCGGAUGGGGGAGCACCUAUUACACAGGGGGGCAGACUAACAGAUUGCAGGAAGCUGAGGUGGAGCUUAUCGACAGGAGAACUUGUAACCUGAUGACCUGGUACAAUGGCCUCAUCACUGAAAACAUGAUCUGUGCUGGGCUGGAGAGCGGGGCAUCUGAUUCCUGUCAGGGUGACAGCGGCGGCCCCCUGCAGUGUUACAGCGAGGACGAAGACAGGUUUUAUUUGGUCGGAGUGACGAGCUUCGGAUACAUGUGCGGAGUUCCUCGCAAGCCAGGGGUGUAUGCCAGAACCAGCAGGUUUGCAGCGUGGCUGAAUACGUGUCAGACCGCAUCAGCGCCUGCUGCACACGGACUACACACGGGACUGAUCUCAGCUCUGCUCUGUGUGCCUCCAAUGCUGCUGUUGAACCCACAUUAAUAGACAUAUACAAGCUCAUUAGAUGUUUCUUAUCUGUUCAAAUGGAAUUGGUAUUUUCAUUUAACAUGUAAUGUAAAAAAUGUAUUUAUGCGUAGUGACAUUUGAAUGAGGUGAUGUAUUUUAGACAUGGACAGGUGAUAAAAGCUGGUUUUAUCUAAACAUCAAAUAUUACCAUCAAACAAUACAUAAGGAGCAAAAAUCUAGCUACUCCAUUCCAUCAAGGCUUACUCCCUGCUCCUCCUCAGACAUCCACACCCCACCACCCAGAUCUCACAAAAGUGUUAAGUGUAACAGACUAGUACAUAGAAUCAAUACAACAUGCAAAACCACUAAAGGCUGUGAUUAAUGCAUCAGCCAAUGCAUUAAGAUAGCUUCUAUUAUAUGAAGGUAGAAGUUCAAGCUCAAGUUAUGUCCAAUAUGUUCAUAAACUGUGCAGUAAAAGAAAUCACAGGGAGCAAAUCCGGUUUUACUUGAACUUGUAAGACUGCCACCUGGUGGAAGGAAGAUGCUUUUUUCCUUUAAUGCAGCAGCAGUUUCCUGAAACCUCCAGAGAGGUUUGCAAGGGAAAUAAACACGGCACGAGAAAUGCUGACAAAGGAUUUCUCUUUUUUUUUAUUUGACAUGAAACACAUCCAAUGACAGUGUGACAGUGUUGGUUUUGCUUUUUUUAGUCAAGUAAGACAUGUUAGAAGUUAACGCACCAUUGACUAGUUCAUAAUGUCUUUGCUGCAGCUCGACGAUGCAUAGUGAACAGAUAGUUGUUGAGGUAUACAUUGUGGGCCCUUGAGGUUCUCUUUUGUGUGAAAGAUCCUAAUUCCAUUACCUCACAUGUACAUUUAAAUUUUGUGCUUGAAUAACUUGAGGUUUGAA